This is a messenger RNA of Octopus bimaculoides (California two-spot octopus), 1583 nucleotides long. RefSeq lists its product as uncharacterized. The record is from RefSeq and is a predicted model, not a curated record. Gene Ontology annotation, biological process: multicellular organism development; positive regulation of kinase activity; cell surface receptor protein tyrosine kinase signaling pathway. Gene Ontology annotation, molecular function: transmembrane receptor protein tyrosine kinase activity; ATP binding. Gene Ontology annotation, cellular component: signaling receptor complex; plasma membrane. NCBI's taxonomy places the organism in Eukaryota, Metazoa, Mollusca, Cephalopoda, Octopoda, Octopodidae.
GCUAUGAUUGGAGCUUGUACUCUGAAUGAACCGAUUGCAUUAAUCAUGGAAUAUCUUCCACAUGGAAAUCUACACAAUUUCUUACAGAGGUGCCGUCUGGAUGGACAACCAAGAAAGAACAUUGAAGAUGGUUACACUGAGAUGAUGUAUUCUGUUAAAGAUGACGAUGGAACGGUCCACGAAGAAGUGAUAUCACCUGUCGAUAUAUUAUCAUUUGCUAGACAAGUGACGAUGGCUAUGGAAUACAUGCACAGCAAGAAAUAUUUACACAGAGAUCUUGCUGCCCGAAAUGUACUUCUUGAUUACAAGAAAGUGGUCAAAGUCUGCGACUUUGGACUGUCCAGAGACAUCUACAACGACGACCAAUACCAAAAACUGACCAGUGGUAAACUUCCCAUUAAAUGGAUGGCCAUGGAAUCUCUUCGAGACCGCAUGUUCACAACUAAGACCGAUGUAUGGUCAUUCGGAAUCUUACUUUGGGAGAUUGUUACCAUGGGAGCAUCCCCCUACCCAUCCAUAGCUUUGGCAGAUCUUUACGAAGUGUUGGCAACAGGAUAUAGGAUGGAGAAACCAGAACAUUGUUCCAAUGAGUUGUAUGAAAUCAUGAGACUCACAUGGCGGGAAAAACCAAAAGAUCGUCCGACCUUUCAUCGACUCCGACUUCUCAUUGAAAAUUUAAUGGAAAAAGACAGAACAUAUCUCGAUUUGAGCAGCCUAGUUACGUCCCUUGGAAGUCAAGAAUAACCUAGUUGUUUCCCUUGUAUCAUAAAAUAUUGUUUACUGGCAGAACGAAACUAUUUUCACGCUUCAGAGCACGCACGCUCACACACACACACACAUACACAUUCGUACUUAUUUUUCUUUUACUUUGUGUUUUAUACAAGAUAUACAUUUACCAGUCCGACGCAGACAAAGCUGGAGUUACCGAUAUACAUACAGCUAGCUAGCUAGCCUGCUUUAUAGAUCGAUAGAUAGAUAAAUAGAUAGAGAUAGCGAGCUAGCUAGAUAGAUUCAAUCGCAUAAAAUCUCAGGCUUUUGAAGGUGUCCAUGGUACUACUAAAGCAGCGCGGACCCGAACGCGCAGCCGCGCUAGCUAGUCUUGAGUGGUCGAUCCUAACCCUAACCCUAUCCCUAACCCGCGUGUGCAAAUGAAUACGUGUUUAGGGUUAGGAUCGACCACUCACGACUAGCUAGCGCGGACGCGCGACUCCGCGUUCGGGUCCGCGCUGCUUUAGUAGUACCGGUGUCCAUUAUGUAAAAUGACAGUUGUAAAUAUUCUUUUCUACUCUAGGCACAAGGCCCGAAAUUUUGGGGGAGGGAGGGCCAGUCGAUUAGAUCGACCGCAGUACGUAACUGGUACUUAAUUUAUCGACCUCGAAAGGAUGAAAGGCAAAGUCAACUUCAGCGGAAUUUUGAACUCAGAACGUAAAGACAGACGAAAUACCGCUAAGCAUUUCGUCCGGCGUGCUAACGGUUCUGCCAGCUCGCCGCUUCCUAAUCCCUAAAUAUUCUGAAAGAAAUAUUAUGAUGGGAAUGACUUUAAAUCCAUUAUCAAACCAUAUUGACUGUGUUCAUUGCUUAUG